Myzus persicae (green peach aphid) is the source of this 3229-nucleotide messenger RNA. It is a transcript of the gene Nubpl, whose product is annotated as iron-sulfur protein NUBPL. The coding region runs from base 242 to 1162 and encodes 306 amino acids. Gene Ontology annotation, biological process: iron-sulfur cluster assembly; mitochondrial respiratory chain complex I assembly. The transcript has 9 exons. NCBI's taxonomy places the organism in Eukaryota, Metazoa, Arthropoda, Insecta, Hemiptera, Aphididae. The record is from RefSeq and is a predicted model, not a curated record. Gene Ontology annotation, molecular function: ATP binding; ATP-dependent FeS chaperone activity; 4 iron, 4 sulfur cluster binding. Gene Ontology annotation, cellular component: mitochondrion.
GUACCUACCCAUAAAAUAGGAUACUAAUUUAGUUAAUAGGUUUAUGUUUCAACGUUACAGUUUUCAAGUCUUUAUCAAGCAUGCGCUGAACUUCAAAAUAACAUACUUUCUUAUCAUAAACUGACUUAAAAAUAUAGAAAUGUAGCAACAGAUUGGAGAAUUCGUUGUACGUGAAUCGUAGAUGGAAUUAGAAAUAUAAAUAAUAUAAUUGAUUCGCCAAUCUAGAAUAUUAUAGUUUAUUAUGUUUUUAACGAAUUCAGUAUCUACAAUUAACCGUCUCUAUCCCUUGAUUACUGAUCAAUUGAGAUGUUCAUGUGUAAAAAAUUUAUCACAAUUAACCGAAAAACAAGCCCAACUCAUGAGGAAAAAGUUGCCUCAAAAACGUCCAAUUAAAGGUGUGAAACACAUAAUAUUGGUCGCAUCCGGUAAAGGAGGUGUUGGAAAAUCAACGACUGCCGUAAACCUAGCAACAGCUUUAAAGUGUGUUGCGCCUAACAAAGAUGUGGGAUUAUUGGAUGCUGAUGUAUUCGGUCCUUCUAUACCAUUAAUGAUGAAUUUACAUGAAACCCCUUUAAUAGAUAAUGAUAACCUUAUGGUACCUCUCAUUAACUAUGGGGUUAAGUGCAUGUCAAUGGGUAACUUGAUAACUGAUCAAUCAGCGGCCAUCUGGAGAGGACUUAUGGUUAUGGGAGCCAUUGAUAAAUUAAUAAGAGGUGUUUGCUGGGACCAUACAGAUUACCUAAUAAUAGAUACACCUCCAGGAACAGGAGAUACACACUUGUCACUUGCUCAAAAUCUUCCAAUAAGCGGUGUUGUAAUUGUUACUACUGGUCAAAAAGCUGCUCUUGGAGUGACAAGGAGAGGUAUAACAAUGUUUAAAAAGUUAAACAUUCCUAUAUUAGGAAUAGUACAAAAUAUGAGUACCUUAAAAUGUUUGAAAUGUUCUCAUGAAAAUUAUAUUUUUGGAGAUAGUGUUCAAGAAUUAGCUACGCAAGAAAAAAUAGAUACAUUGUUUUCUAUACCUUUGGAUCCUGUUAUAACUAAUGGUUGUGAUUCUGGGCAGCCCAUUGUCAUCACUCAUCCGGAAUCCUCACAAGUUAAAACUUACAAGAAUUUAGCAGAAUAUUUAAUAAAUGUAUUGGAUAAUGUCAACAGUAAGUGAUUGAUAUCUUAGUAACAUUUCUAAUAACAUCUGAUGAACAUCGAUAUUAAUUUAUUCUGAUCAAAUUAUUGUUUAAGUAAAUAAAUAAUAAAUACGUAAAAUAUUUAGUUAACUAGAUCCUAGUUUUAUGUAUUAUUUAAUAAUGUUUAAAUGAUUCAAGAAAUUUUAAGUAAAUAAAGAAUGUGUAAAGCUAUCGGUGCUUAAUUUAUUUUAUUCUUAGCGUAGAAGAUACCUACAGUGUAAAAUCUAUAUUAUUAUUCUUUAAGGUUUGGUGUAUCAGGAUAUCACUGUAUGUGAAGAAUACUCAAUUUAUAAAAUAAUCAUCCUAAAUUCAAUUUUGGAGUAUAAAAAUAAAAAAUAUAUGUUGUCCUUCAAAAAAAUAAAAAAUAUAAUUAUAAUUUUUUAGGUAAUACACAAGUGUGUUCUUGAAAAUUAGUUUUAACCACAGUUAUCUACCAAAGGCGUAGCGUGAUGAUUUUAUAUGGGAGGACUAUAGCCUUUUUUCCUUGUUUCCCUAGGGGGCUUAACAGAAUUCUGAGGGGAAGCCCCUUUAGCCCUUCCCAUCCUCCGCCUAUAGACUACCUACCUAAAUAAUGUCAUAUUAAAAAAAAAAAAGAUUUGACAUAUUAUCAUUUAUAAUACAUUUAUAGCGGUAAUGUACUAAUACACUAAUAAUGACCUACCUCUUCAUAAUAUUGUUAUAUUCAUACUGAUAAAAUGUCCUAUUUUCUUUCUAUCAAUAUCCACCCAUAUUUAAAAUGUUGGCUGAGUGGCUAAGGAAAACUUGGACCCUAUGUUAUACCUAUACACCAUUGUAAGUAUAUCUAUAUUUAUUUAUACUGAUGGUAGUAUAAAAUAAUAUGUAUCAUAUACAUUAUAUAUAUUAUAUAGAUGUAAUUUCUGAUCUCAUCUUAACUUAAUAUGCUGUAGCCAGUGGCGUGGUGAAUGGAGUCCUAGGAUUCCUAAGCAUCACGGUAGAUCCUUUGAUGGGGGAUGGUGGUUGGAUACAUUAUAGCAUUGGUUAUAAAUAGUAUAGAUGGCAUUUUGACUGCUGUACAAAAUACGCUGUGCUGUAUUUACUAGCGAUCCUGGUACUGCAUGCUAGAACUGACUAGGCUGUUACUUUAUAAGAUACUAGAUUUAUAAUCGGUGAUUAUAGUAAGCAAUAACAUAAAACAAAAAUCAAAAUAUUUAUUGUAUCAUAUUUGUUAUAUAUAGCAUAUAUUAUAUUAAGGGGAUUAAGAGUGGGUAGGUACUAAAAUAUAUGCUGUGCAUAAUGCUUUUUAAAUGUACACUACGCCACUAGCUGGGACUACUCAAUGAGUUAAGUCAAACAAGAUAGUUUCCAUUGUAAUAGUUUAUGACUGUACGUCUAAACAUUUUUUUUAUCAAAAAUACUCAGUUAAAAAAAAUCAUAAAAUAAGUUUAAGUUUCUGAAAACUUGUGUUUACCCCACAUAACCAAAAAUGUUUAACUAUGUAAAUAUGAUUAAGAAAUUAUUAUGUACCUCAAUAUCUUCUACUAGCUUAGAGGUGAUCAAAAUUUGUUAAACUACUUUUAAUUUAUCUUAAGCAGACAAAUCAUAUUAAUCGUAUGUCAUUGUAUCUAAUAAUGAUAUAUCUAAUUCAUAAAAACAACCAAACAUCAUUAAGUAGUUUGAGUUGUCAAUUCUUGACAUUUUUUUAAACUAAGAGAGGAAAUAAAAUGAAAAAAAAACACUUUUUAUUAUUUGGCGAGACUUUAAUGUGAAAAAUAAAUUAGGUAAAACAUAAUUGCAUUAAUAAAACUCACAAGCAUAAGCAAUUUAAUAAAUAUAAAUAUAAUUAUCUCUUUCUAUUCUUAAGUAAUAAAAUAAAUAAAUAAUAAAAUUAAAAAAAAAACAUAUGUUAGUAGUAGGUAGAUUCAUUGAUGAUAAACAUAAAAAUACAUCAAAUAAAAAUUCACUCUCAAUUAAAAUUUAGACACUUAAAAAUAAAAAUAGAAUAUUUUAUUGACAUAACAUUUCAAAUGCAAAUUAUUAAUAAAUUGCUCACAUGAUUUAGUCUUAAGCUAAAUAGUUAAGUAUUC